Messenger RNA from Culicoides brevitarsis, 1203 nucleotides. RefSeq names its product lipase 1-like. Gene Ontology annotation, biological process: lipid metabolic process. Lineage: Eukaryota; Metazoa; Arthropoda; Insecta; Diptera; Ceratopogonidae. The transcript is spliced from 3 exons. The coding region runs from base 1 to 1203 and encodes 400 amino acids. The record is from RefSeq and is a predicted model, not a curated record.
AUGAAGCUUCAAGUUCAAACCAUCACAAUUUUUCUUUGUUUUUGCAUCGGAUUUCAAGUUAGAGCUGAAAGUGCAACAGAAGAUUUUAUCAAAAAAGCAGGUCAUGCCGUCGAAAAACAUGAAGUAACAACGGAAGAUGGAUACAUCAUAACUCUACAUCGCAUAAAAUCCCCUUUAAGAGCUCCUGUCUUGCUUGUUCAUCCGAUGGGAACGUCAGGCGUUAUUUGGGUUGUUCCAUUUCAACCAAAUGCAAAACCAAUCGCCAUCAGUAUUUUCGAAAGCAGUUACGAUAUUUGGAUUUUGCAUCAUCGUGGCACGAAAGAAUCUCUCGGGCAUCUUACAAUUGAUCCAUCGGUUCAUUAUUAUUGGAAUUUUACUUUGCACGAACUUGCUCUUUUUGACGUGCGAAACUCCAUCGACUACAUUUUCGAGAAAACAGAAAGACCAUUGAAUUACGUGGGAGUUUCGCAAGGAGCGAGUCUUUUGAUGAUGUUGCUCGCAACAAAACCGGAAUACAAUCGAAAAAUAUUCGGGGCUUAUUUAAUUGCGCCGUUUUACGAAUGUAACGUUUCGCCUUCAAUUCAAACUGGAUAUUCGAAAUUUUUGAAGAAAAUUCAGGAAAAUUUUCUUAAUCCGUUGACUUAUAAUAUUGUUUGGGAUAUUGGAAAUCCGUAUUUGUAUCAAGAAAUGGAACCAAUUUUAAAAAGCAAAAGUGAAGUUGAUCGUUUCAUGCAAGAAACAGCUUUACUUGUUGGAAAAUUCAAUCCCGACUUGGAUUAUACAUCCAUUUUGAACUUGACAUUAAACGUUAUUGGAGAUUGCGUGGGAAUGAAUACCGUCAAGCACUUGAACCAAAUUAUCCAAUCGCAUAAAUUUGCGAGAUUUGACUAUGGCGAAGAGGAAAACAAACGAAUUUAUGGUCAAAAGACGCCUCCAGAGUAUGAUUUGUCGCCAAUUAAAAUUGCAACAGCAAUUUGCGCCUUUGAAUCUGAUGUUCUUUCAAAUAUGAAGGAUUGUGAAAAGUUAUCGACGAAAUUUCCAAAAUCGAGAUACGUUCAUUUUGCGGGAAAUCAGUUGGAUUUUUGGGCAACACAAAAAAGUGUCGAUGCGAUUCUUCAUGAUUUUGAUUUGUUUGAGCAGAAUUUGAUUGUGCUUCAAUAUUCAGCGAGUGUUUACACUAGUUUCAAAAUGAAGUCAAAAUGA